AACUAAAAACUAAAAAGUUACAAUCUUCAAGAUUUAUAGACUACAACAUUUUAUACAAUUUAUUAUUUUAUAGCACUGGCCGCUGACUUGUGAAUACCUGAAUCUGAUCAAGUUAAAUUAUUAAUAUUUAAUGAUUAAAAUUCAAUCAACUACUACAAGAAAAUGUUUUUUUAUUAGUACCUAACUAGUAAGUAAUAAGUACCUACUACUUAUAAAGUACUAAAACAGGUCUUGUAAAUACUAAAGUCAUAAACACGCUAAACUCUCAGACAUUAUUUUUAAAUCUUAAUCGAGAACAUCAUAUUAUAAUAGUCUCAAUAGAAUUUUUAAGUUUCGUUGUAAAUCGUGAUACUGCGGGCAAUUGUAAUAAUUAAUAACUUAUGUCUUAUAUAAGUUAAUAAGUUAUUAUUAAUUCUAUUGUAUAAUUCUGAUUACAGUCUACCUCCGUAAUUUUUCGACACAAUUAGUUUAGUAACAUAUUAAUUGAUAUUAACAGUUUACAGUACAUAUUACUACAGCUGUUGCAUAAAGUUAAAAUACUAACACAUUAUUAAGUAUUGAUUUAUUGUGUGUCUAGUCAUAAGGUCGGUGUCUGUACGUCGUGCGUCAACUAUUGUUUGUACUGUGCAACAAUUUUUAUAUCGCAGCUAAUCUUAGUUAACGCUGUCGUAUUGACACCUCUCAUAUAAACGAUCAAUUUGCUGACACUUGUGCGCUGUAAUUGUGUUGUUUCAAAUUCACUACUGCCAAUCAGUGAAAUACUUCUGGUGCCACUUUAUCCGUCCUAUUUGGUGUUCACUGAUGAUGUCUGAAACCGGCAGCUCUAGUUCUAAAGAGGAAAAUCUAAAAGAUGAAUCCAUGUCAAUUGUACGUGAAUGUGAUGAUCAGCAGCAGAAUACAAUUUUAACUGAAAAUGUAACAGUGAAACUUGAAAACCAAAAUACUGAGUCAACUUCUGAGGUUCAAUCCAUAACAUAUGAGUUAGACGAAGAUGAAUGUAUUGAUGAUGAUUUACCAGAGGGAUGGAUAAAAUGUAAUCAUGACAGUGGUAUGCCAGUUUAUUUAAAUGAAGAAAUGAAAGUUUGUUCAUUUUCAAAACCAUAUUUUCUCGGGGUUAAUAGUCUUAAGAACCAUAAUAUUCCAGUGGCAAAUAUUCCUUGUUUAGAUUAUAAACUAAAGUUACAAAAAAUGAAUGCGGAAAAUAAUGAAGAGUUGAACAAAUGUCCCAUAACAUUAAGUCAUGAACAAUAUCGAGAAUAUUGUAGUAAAAUAUUCAAAUUUAAAAAUAUUAAAUUUAUGAGAUUUAGUUCUUGGGAUAAGCGACGUGAAUAUAUUAGAAUGGUAAAAGCUGAUCGAAGGCGUAAAGAUCUUCCAAAAUUAAAAGACAAGUCUCAUUUAAUGUCGUUUCCAGUUCAAGAACCAGAUGUUAAAAGUGAUUGUAAUACAUCCAAUCCCGAAGAUCAAUGGACUAUUAAUUUAAAUGGUAAAAGCUAUGUUAGCAUAUUGCAUGAAUACAUCCAACGUGUACUCAAAACUCAGCCAUCAUAUGAGUUUAAAGAACUUGAAAAUGCCAGGUAUCCUUACUUAGCAACAGUAAUCCUAGAUGGCAUGCAAUAUGGUAUUGGAAUUGGUUCAAGCAAAAAACAAGCUAAACUUGAUGCUGCUAGAGCUACACUUGAAAUUCUAUUGCCGUCUGUCAAAAAUCAUAUCCAAAUUAACCGUAGACAUGCAAUGAAUGAACGUCAAGGUUGUAGUAAUUUUGAUGGAGAUGUACUUUUUGAUAAACUAAACAUUAAAGACUCCAGAAUACCAGAAUUUUGUGCUCAAGCUGCCGAAUCUAUGCCGUAUGAUAUGUUGCAGAUUUGUGUAAAAAGAAAUUUUGGCGAAGAUGCAUGUGUAAAGUGUGAAAUGCAAAGUAUGCAAAGUGGAUCUGACUCUGACAUUUUUUAUCGUUGCACCAUGACAGUUAAGGAACAUUCUGCCACUGUUAUUUGUAAAAAUAAACGUGAAGGACGUCAAAAAGGAGCACAAGCUUUAUUAAAGGUGUUACACCCUCAUAUUAAGUAUUUUGGGUCUUUAUUAAGGCUGUACAGCCAUCAAAAUGUUGGAAGUGGCUGUGAGAAAAAACUAGACGAACCUGGAAACCAAAGCCCAAAGCCUAGAAGUGGUCCAAAUUAUGAAAUACUGAAAAAAUUGAGAGCAGAAAUGUCCAAACUAUAAUUGUAUGAUUAAAAAAAAACUUAAAUUGACAAACAUGAUUUUUAUACCGUGAAGUAAUUUUAGUGUAGAAUAAAUUGUAUUAUUUAAUUAUUUAAUUCCUAAAGUACCUAAAUCAUUAAAGACCAUAAUACAAUUAUGCAAAUUUAGAUUUUAUUUUUUAGAAGCUAUUUUUUUUUUACUUGAUCAAUUCCUUAUAAUGACUAAAAUUAAUUUCAUAAAUAAUAUUGUUUCCUUAGUAUUAGAUCCUUACUCUUGCUGUAUUAAGUCAAUAACCAGUUUUUCCAACGCACCAUAGCAACCGUGCUUAGCAAAACAGACGUUUCAUCAUUUGUUAUCAUUUUAAUAUGGUAUGAGUAUAGGUCCUAACAAUCUUUGAGUGAAGUGUAUCAAUCCUCUCUCAAAUGUAUUCUUACUAUAAGACUGUAUAAAUACAAAAAAUGCACGAUUACUCAAUUGAAAAACCUUUUUCUCUAAUAAAUUUAUUUUUAUACUCACUUACACAAGUAAUCAACAUUACACCAGUAUUUUACUGUUAAAUUUUAAAAAUAAAUGUAAAAUAUAAAUACCCAUAUUGAAACCAGUGGUGGUUUUGAGGGUGAGGCACCGCCUCACUUUUAAUUUUCAGGAAAAUAAAUAAUAUUUGUUUCUUUA
This is a messenger RNA of Acyrthosiphon pisum (pea aphid), 2871 nucleotides long. RefSeq names its product microprocessor complex subunit DGCR8. Gene Ontology annotation, cellular component: microprocessor complex. The transcript is spliced from 11 exons. Gene Ontology annotation, biological process: primary miRNA processing. The record is from RefSeq and is a predicted model, not a curated record. The coding region runs from base 802 to 2220 and encodes 472 amino acids. Gene Ontology annotation, molecular function: double-stranded RNA binding; primary miRNA binding; heme binding. NCBI's taxonomy places the organism in Eukaryota, Metazoa, Arthropoda, Insecta, Hemiptera, Aphididae.